AUGAAGUACCUCUCUGCUCUCGCUCUGGCUUUCGCCGCCUCCAUCUCGCUCGCUUCCGCCGGCCCUGAACCCGUCGUCGCCCUCCCUCCUGGUCAGGGCCGCUCCACCCGUGGCGUCCGAUCCGUCAUCACGGGUCACAAGAUUCGCUCGCAUGUGCACCACUCGCGCAGGCAGCAGCUUCACCACGACGACGACUUGCUCACGUUUGACCGUCGCUUCAGUAAUGCUACCUUGAAUGCCGACGAGGAGGAGGUCGCCGCUAUGGCGGCAUCCCACAAGAAGCGCAACACUUGCUCGCACAAGUCGGCUACCAAGGCAACCGCCAACUACCGCGUCAAGGGUGGUUCUGAUUCUGACUCCAGCUCGUCCUCCAGCUCCAACGCCAACUCUUCCGGCUCGGGCUCGGGCUCUGCUGCCGGCUCUAGCUCCAGCUCCCACUCGCACAGCGGCGGUGGUUCUGGUUCGAGUUCGUCCUCAUCCUCGUCCUCGUCAUCGUCCUCCAACUCCAACAACGGCUCGUCGUCCAGCUCUUCUUCCAGCUCCUCGUCAUCAUCGUCCAGCUCUUCCUCCCAAUGGAAGCUCGUCAAGUCCUACACCGCAUCACCUACGUCGACCAAGGCUCGGCCAAGAACAAGGGCCUCAUCUCCACCAACAACGGACAAGCCACCAUGA
This is a messenger RNA of Sporisorium graminicola, 672 nucleotides long. RefSeq lists its product as uncharacterized. Lineage: Eukaryota; Fungi; Basidiomycota; Ustilaginomycetes; Ustilaginales; Ustilaginaceae. The transcript has 2 exons. The coding region runs from base 1 to 672 and encodes 223 amino acids. The record is from RefSeq and is a predicted model, not a curated record.